UGUCUAUUGGCCAAUCAGUGGUAGUCUUGACACGCCCCUUGAAUAUUCGUUUUCGGUGACUGAAUGCAGGUCAGAGGGUAAACAAUUUCAGUAAAUUUUUCAUUGAUUUUGUAGUUUUUAUUGAUUGAUGGUCUGAGUGACUUUCGCCAAAUUCUUCAAUCAUUUAAAAUGACGGAACAGCAAAUGGAUUGUGCUUUGGAUUUGAUGAGAAGACUGCCACCUCAGCAAAUUGAAAAGAAUUUGAGUGAUUUAAUAGAUCUAGUGCCAUCUCUUUGUGAAGAUCUCCUAUCCUCUGUUGAUCAACCCUUAAAAAUUGCAAAAGAUAAAGAAUCUGGAAAAGAUUAUUUACUUUGUGACUAUAAUAGAGAUGGAGAUUCCUAUAGGUCCCCUUGGAGUAAUACAUAUGAUCCACCACUAGAAGAUGGUUCAAUGCCAUCUGAAAGGCUUAGAAAAUUAGAGAUAGAUGCAAAUCAUGCAUUUGAUCAAUACAGAGAACUUUACUUUGAAGGUGGAGUAUCUUCUGUCUAUCUGUGGGACUUGGAUCAUGGUUUUGCAGCAGUAAUAUUGAUUAAAAAAGCAGGUGAUGGUUCAAAGAAAAUUAAAGGUUGUUGGGAUUCAAUUCAUGUAGUGGAAGUUCAAGAAAAAUCCAGUGGAAGGAUUGCACAUUAUAAAUUAACUUCCACUGCAAUGCUUUGGUUACAAACUAAUAAACAUGGCUCUGGAACAAUGAAUCUUGGUGGAAGUCUUACAAGACAGGUUGAACAAGAUGCCCAAAUAAGUGAGAGUUCUCCACAUAUUGCUAAUAUUGGUCGCAUGGUUGAAGAUAUGGAAAAUAAAAUUCGAAAUACCUUAAAUGAAAUUUAUUUUGGAAAAACAAAAGAUAUUGUAAAUGGUUUAAGGUCUGUUCAAUCUUUAGCUGAUCAACGACAACAAGCUGCCCUCAGACAGGAUCUUGCAGCCGCGUUGCAAAGGAGAAAUGCCAAUAAUUGAUCUUCCGAGGAAGAUCAACUUUCCUUCGAUUUUGAAGAGUGUCAAUAAAAAAGAAAGAAAUAAAAGAGAAAUCGUAAAUGAUGAAA
Bombus pyrosoma is the source of this 1076-nucleotide messenger RNA. It is a transcript of the gene cpb, whose product is annotated as F-actin-capping protein subunit beta. Gene Ontology annotation, molecular function: actin filament binding. NCBI's taxonomy places the organism in Eukaryota, Metazoa, Arthropoda, Insecta, Hymenoptera, Apidae. The transcript has 4 exons. Gene Ontology annotation, cellular component: F-actin capping protein complex; cytoplasm. The record is from RefSeq and is a predicted model, not a curated record. Gene Ontology annotation, biological process: regulation of lamellipodium assembly; cell morphogenesis; negative regulation of filopodium assembly. The coding region runs from base 169 to 990 and encodes 273 amino acids.